AGUAAACACGUGUUGUGUGUUCGUCGAGUAAAUACGUGUUUCUUUCUUCGAGUAAUUUUGACGUGCCGAGUGAUUAGUAAUGUUUAAUAGUUAAAUGUUUCGUACUAUUUUUUUGAGGUGUAAAUAAAUUCGAUCAAGUGAGUGAACAGAGUGUGUGUGUGUGUGUGUGCGCGUGUGUAUGGCUGUGUAAACGAGUGAAGUGAUAAAAUGUAAGAAGAAAGAAGAAAGAUUUAAUCCGAUAAACUGAAGGAUGGAUCGUGAGAACAAUCAAUUGAUUGCGGAAUGCAUGAAACAAAGAACUUUCAACUUUUUAUUACAAUUAUUGUGGGGCGAUUUAUGUAAACAAGACAGAUAUGGAAGGCACCCAAAAUCUCCUGAAGAACAGUUACUUAUAGCUAUCUGGUUCAUGAGUACACCAAAUUCUUAUAGGUGUGUCUCUGACAGAUUUGAUUUCGGAACAGCUACAGCAUGGCGAAGUGUCCAAAAAGUAGUGAAUGCUUUAUAUAAAAAAGUGGCAACAUUUAUUCGCUGGCCAACAUUGGAAGAAUCUGCACGUAGUAUGGAAUCAAUUAAACGAAAAUAUGGAUUUCCUAAUGUUAUUGGUGCAAUAGAUGGGACUCAUAUAAAAAUUAUUAGUCCAAGAGAUAAUAGUGAUUCCUAUAUAAAUAGAAAAGGUUUUCACUCCAUUCAAUUACAGAUUAUUUGUAAUGAACAGCUGCAAUUCAUACAUUGCUAUACAGGACAAGCAGGUUCUGUACACGACAUGCGUGUCUUCCGACUAUCAGGUUUUGAAACGAUGUGUACAGAUAAUAACUUUCCGCAUGAUAGUCACAUACUGGGUGAUGCAGCUUAUCGUCUCACAAAAUAUAUUAUGGUACCGUUCAAAGACAAGGUCAUCUAUCUGAACGUCAGAUAAUUUUCAACACACGUCUCUCAUCUGCUCGAAUGAUGGUUGAACGUUCAAUAGGGCUUUUGAAAGGUCGUUUCCGAAGCCUUUUGGAUACACUUCCAAUGUACAGAACUGACUUAAUACCUAAAUAUAUAAUCGCUUGUUGUGUU
Molecule: messenger RNA, 1059 nt
Organism: Monomorium pharaonis (pharaoh ant)
Lineage: Eukaryota; Metazoa; Arthropoda; Insecta; Hymenoptera; Formicidae
Product: putative nuclease HARBI1
Exons: 4
Coding region: 251-916 (221 amino acids)
Source: RefSeq, a predicted model, not a curated record